UCCGUUAUCACGUGAAAUAUGUAAACAAAGUUGUUUCAAAAUUAAGGUGAUCUAAAAACAUGUAUGUUGGCUUGCAAAAUAACAUUGCAUAUUUAAACAUUUGCAGCAUACAUUAACAAACUUAUUCGAAUUGUAGCCUAUGAUAGUUGAUCAACGAUCAGGAUAUUUUCUUAAACAACUCCAUUCUCAAAUAAAGUGACACCUGACAUACAAUCAGGUCAACAACGUUUGACGAUGCAGUCAACAUGGUUUGGUCAGUUCAAGGCUAUGAUGUACAAAGUUCUUCUCUUAAAAAGAAGAAAUAAGAAAACAACAAUAUAUGAGUUCUUCUUACCGGUUUACUUUAUCGUGAUACUGGCAAUCAUUCGAUUAACUUCACAAAAUGACCCGCUUGAUCAGUUUGGCAACUUUCCAAAUUAUUCACUAUAUGAUAGUAGAUUCACCUGGACAAUGGCUAACAAAAACCUUAUAGUAUCACCAGAUACUGCAGAAGUUCAGCAGUUGAUGGCGAACGUGAAACAGUUGAUUCUAGACAAGACAAAUCAGACGAUAGUUAUUCAGUAUUUCGCUAAUGCAACUGAGGUGGAGGCUGAAUACGUUCGUAACAAGACAAAUAUCCUAGCUGGUAUUGUCAUCAAUUAUAAUAAUGGUUCAAAUUUGACCUAUGCUCUAAGAUUUCCCGAUGGUAAAUUACCAAAUACAGACAUUGGUAAAACGUAUACUGGACAAGGAGGUUGUCGUCGUAGAGAUGGAAAAAACGGACAGACUAAUGAUGGGGGUCUUCAAAAUGACUAUAGUUGUCAAGUCAAUAGCUACCUGUUUGCAGCAUUUUCAAUAUUACAGUCGGCAAUUGAUACAGCACUGAUACAAAAAGAAACCGGAGUUAUGACAUUUUCUUUACCAGAUAUACUGGUAGAAAUGUUACCGAAAUCAGCUUUCCUGCAAGACACAAGCUACAUACAGAUUGUAUCAUCAAUAUAUUUCGUGAUCGCGUAUUCGCCGUUAAUAACAAUGUUAACUGUAGCAUUGGUGGCAGAGAAGGAAAAGAAGAUAAAAGAAGGCAUGAGAAUGAUGGGACUUAGAUCUUCUGCAUUCUGGAUGAGUUAUAUGUUGGUGUAUAUUUUUAUGAUCAUAGCUAUCACUGGGAUAGUAACUAUCAUCGCAGUGGCAACAAAGUUUUUUGAGAACAGCAAUGUAUUUCUAUUCUUUAUGUUGCUGUGUUUGUACGGACUGUCAAUCAUUGCUUUGGCCUUCUUGUUUACACCAUUCUUUAAUAAAGCUACUACUGCGGGUGGAUUAUCAAGUUUGAGUACAAUGUUGAUCAGCACAUUAUACCUGAUAGUGAGUCUAACACGGACAAUAGACGAGGGUACGGGCAACGUAACAUACUCGGUACCUGUGUACGGCAGAUGGUUACUAUGUCUGUUAUCACCUGUAGCUCUAGCGCUCGGUAUAGAUCAGGCGAUAUUUCUGGAUAUACGUGGAGGUAUGACGUUUGAAACUGCCAGUCAGGGAGAAUUCCCAUUGUAUGGUCCACUCCUUAUGUUGUUACUAGAUGCAAUACUUUACUUUGCCCUGGCAGUCUACUUUGAUAAUGUUAUACCAGGAGAGUAUGGUCCCCGGUACAAGCCUUGGUUUAUCUUUACAAAGACUUUCUGGUGCCCGGCUAAGAGAGCAACAGAGACGGCAGCAGCCUAUACAAAUCAAGUUAUACUACAAAUAGAUAACCAUACUGAUGAGGUGACAGAGGGGGCAGAAGUGGAACCAGUCCCUGUAUCCAUGGAAUCAAAAGUUGCUAUAACUAUCAACAACUUGACAAAAUGUUUUGAAGUGAAGAAGGAGAAAAAGAAGGAAACAGUGAAAGCAGUGAACGGUUUAUCGCUGACAAUAUAUCAAGAUCAGAUAACUGCUAUUCUCGGACAUAAUGGGGCAGGAAAGACAACUCUGCUUAACAUUCUAACAGGCAUGACUGGUGCUACAUCAGGGAGCGCCAGAGUUCUUGGACUGGAUGUGUCCGACGCCCAGGACGUGGAGACAAUGAGACGUAUCACGGGAAUUUGUCCACAACAUAACAUAUUGUUUGAUGACUUCACGUGUCUCGAACAUCUCCGAAUAUUUGCCGGCAUAAAAGGCAUAGAUAAAAGCCAAGUUGAGACCGAGAUCAACGCUGCCUUGGAUAGUGUAGGUCUCAAGGACCAGAAAAAUACAAUAUCAAAGAGUUUGAGUGGUGGUCAGAAACGUAAACUGUCUGUAGCUAUAGCUGUACUAGGAGAUCCCAAGAUCAUAAUACUGGACGAGCCUACAGCAGGUAUGGAUCCUUACUCCCGACGCCACCUAUGGGCAGUACUAAAAGAGAAAAAGAAGGGGAGAAUAAUUCUUCUUACUACACAUUUUAUGGAUGAGGCUGACAUAUUGACAGACAGGAAGGCCAUUGUUAGUAAGGGAACUCUCAGAUGUUGUGGAUCAUCUCUAUUUUUGAAGAACCGAUUUGGACUGGGAUAUCAUUUAAAUAUGGUAGUGGAACCGGACUGUGACACUCAGAAGGUCAGUAAUUUAGUUUCAGGAAUUGUAUCCGGGUCAGAAAUUAACAGAGUACACGGGAAGGAACUUGAUAUUACUCUACCAUAUGAUGGUGUCAGUAAAUUCUCAGAGUUGUUUUCAACAUUAGAAAAUCCGUCAACAGGGAAGUCCCUCGGGGUGAAAAACUUUGGCGUUUCCAUGACAACUUUAGAAGAAGUUUUUCUAAAACUUGAGGAAGAAAUAGAUAUAGAGGUAGAUGACACUGGUAGAGCCAGCAAUUAUUCUGAUUCAACAAAGUUACUUCCCUUACCAUACAAACCUGGUAGCUAUGGUACCGAGGCCAAUAACAUACCUGAACGUGAAGACAAUCCAUCGGACACAGUCACGUGUGUUGAAGGGAAAACUUUAUUCAUGCAGAGGUUUAAAGCCCUGUGUAUGUUGCGUGUAAAGAAAUUCCUCAAAACAGGACCCUACGUGUUUAGUCAGCUGUUUAUGCCAGUCAUAUUCUUAGUGGUUGGCUUAGUUCUGUCAAAAGUGUUAGCCGGAAACACGAAAUCCACAUCCCAGCAGCCCCCCCUGAACAUCUCGCCUAAUCUGUAUACUAAAGUAAAGGCUGCAUCUAACCAGUACUUUCCAUAUAGUACUGUACCAAGAUUACUGAUACAAGAUGAUGUCAAUUCUAGUCUAUCACGAUCAAUGAUUGGAAAUCUGGCAACCGUCUAUGAUGUGAACGAAUAUGAUAACUCGUACUACACAGAUACGUUUAAACUUCUUGAAAAUGAUGUUUCUCCACAUUACAUUGGCAUACAGUUUGAUACCCUCACUCAAAAUGGACAGGCCAUAGAUGCUACAUACAAGGUGAUGUAUAAUGACUCAGCAAUUCAUUCUAUCCCAGCAUCCAUUGCUCUAGUCAGUAACUUCCUGUUGAUGGGUAUAGAGACAAUAACACAAGGAGCAGCAGAUUUAAGUAAAACUAUAGAAGUAAACAGUUGGCCGUGGCCGAAGGAAGCUGGAGAAGAGAAGAUUUAUAACAGUGCAGCGUUCGCCUCUGUUUUACUGAUAGGAAUGGCAUUCUCGUAUAUCCCAGGUGGCAUGAGUGUAGAUCCUGUCAAAGAUCGUGAAUUAAAGAUACGAAGUCAGCUACGUGUGACAGGAUUACCAUUUACACUUUACUGGCUGACUUUCUUCACAGUGGAUUUUGUUAAAUUUCUAAUACCAGUAGUUCUGUCAGUUAUAGCAGUGUUUGUUAUACAGGUUGAAAGUUUAAUGUACGGUGGUGCAGCAUUCAGUUUUAUACUGUUGUGUCUAUUUUAUAUACCAUCAAAUAUUCUACUAGCCUACACUUUCUCAUUUCUGUUUGACAAGUUUGAGACCUGCCAGAGUGUUGCUCCUACCUUGUUUAUUAUGUUGGGUUAUAUACCAUACAUCCCAAUGGCAAUAGUAGAUAUGAUAGCAGAUACAUCUUCAGCCGAAAUAAUGCAUUACAUUUUCAGCUUUCUUAUUCCACCAUAUAACAUAUUUGGAGGUUUAUACUACAUAGACAGGAUACACCAGAGAGCGUAUUAUAUCAACCAAGAAGAUUUCAUCAAGUUUAAUGAUUAUUUUAAAUGGUCCAGUAAUAUCCCUAUCUGUUAUAUCACAAGUAUCAUUCACAUGUUUGUUUUCUUCUUCCUGAUGAGAGUUUUGGAUAUUAAGAAGACAGGUGGUGAUGUGAAGGAGGCUUGUUUACCAGGAAAAUCUCAGUCCACUGUUAUACCAGUCAGUAAUCUGGAUAUUGUUGAACAAGAAGAUGAAGACGUUACUGCAGAACGUGAACGUGUCAGAGAUCUGAGCAGAAGAUCACCAAAUGAGUUACCAGUUGCUGUAGCAGAAAACCUUCGUAAAGAAUUUAGUAAAGAUGGUGGAGAGGGAUGUUGUAAGAGAAAUAAGAAGGCGGAGUCAGUGAAGGUUGCCGUUAGAAACCAGACAUUUGCUGUAGAAGCUGGGGAGGUGUUUGGACUGUUAGGACCAAAUGGAGCCGGGAAAACAACAACGUUAAAUAUGAUGAUAGCUGAUGUUAGCCCCGACAAGGGGAAGGUUAUAGUUGGUGGCUAUGAUAUAAGAUCAAGUAUGUCAAACGCGUUCCAGGCCAUGGGCUAUUGUCCACAACAUGAUGCAUUAUGGUUAGAAAUGACACUGAAGGAUCACCUUGAUUGUUACGCUAUUAUUAGAGGAAUUCCUGAACAUCUUAUUCCAGAAGUUACAAACUUUUUUAUUGAUAAUUUGAAGCUAGAUGAACAUAAAAUGAAGAAAGCUAAGGAUUUAUCUGGAGGAACUAAAAGAAAGUUGAGUUAUUGUAUGAGUAUGUUAGGUCGACCAAAAGUUGUGUUGUUAGAUGAACCCUCUACUGGCAUGGAUCCUCAAUCUAAGAGAUUUCUAUGGGAUACUAUAUCUAACAGUUUUGAGAAUUCUAAUCGGGGAGCUAUAUUAACUACACAUUAUAUGGAGGAAGCAGAUGCCCUGUGCUCUAGAAUUGCUAUCAUGGUCAAUGGAACUAUGGAAUGUUUAGGGUCUAGUCAGCAUUUAAAAAGUAAAUACGGAAGUGGUUAUUCCCUCGAGAUCAAGUUGAAUGCCGACGAAAAUGAUGAUGAUGAAAUUUUACGACAAAAAAUGGAACGUUUACAUGGCUACAUACGAGAAUUAUUCCCAGAAGCUGUGGUUACCGAACAGUUCAGUGAGCGUGUUCAAUAUAAAAUACCGAAAUCUAACGUGGAGACAUUGUCUAGAACCUUUACUGUUCUUGAGCAAGGAAAGUUAAAGUAUGAUAUUGCAGAGUACAGUUUUAGUCAGUCAACUUUAGAACAGGUAUUUUUGGAGUUUGCCAAACAGCAGCUUGAGGAAGGACAGAGUGACAAAGAAGAUAAUGUAGAACGUACAAAAUCCUUGAUGAGAUCCAUGUCACAAGAGUCCCCGUCACAUCAUGCCACAUCCCCUGUUAGACUCUAAUGUCACAUCCCCUGUAAGACUCUAAUGUCACACAACCCUGUUAGACUUUAAUGUCAUAUCCUGUGUUAGACUUUAAUGUCAGUUAUAUAGACUAUAAUUUCACAGCCCCUGGUAGACUAUAAUGCUACAUCUCCUGCCAGACCUCAAUGAUAACAUUCAGUGUUGGACUUUAACAUCACAGAGUUGUUAGAAUUGUUGUAAAUAAAUGAUUUUCAAUUGUUGAUUUUAAUUUAUACAUAUGCCUUAUUUUUACAUUUUGUUAUACGGUUUUGUUAUUGAGCCAGCUCAAUUCAUGCUUCUAUAUUAAUUAUUUACUAUGAUGUUUUAACCUUUUAAAUGUGAUCUUAUGUUUAAAGAGAAAUUUAACUUACAUUAAUAUGUGUCUCAUUAUAUUUACUUACAUAUAACCUUUAUCAGAAAUGUAUUUACUACAUGAUGUUAUGUUGAUGAAGAUGUAUCUGUGUUAAUUAAGAAGUUACUAUUAAGUGUAGUUACAAAGAUGGACCUGUGUUGAGGUGUUAAUAUUGUGUAGUUACAAAGAUGGACCUGUGUUGAGGUGUUAAUAUUGUGUAGUUACAAAGAUGGACCUGUGUUGAGGUGUUUAUAUUGUUUAGUUACAAAGAUGGACCUGUGUUGAGGUGUUUAUAUUGUAUAGUUACAAAGAUGGACCUGUGUUGAGGUGUUUAUAUUGUUUAGUUACAAAGAUGGACCUGUGUUGAGGUGUUUAUAUUGUAUAGUUACAAAGAUGGACCUGUGUUGACAACUCAAUGUCUGUUUACAAAGAUAGACAUGUAUUGUACAUUCUAUGGACAGUGGCAAAUAAUUAUGUGACAUGUCAACCAUGAUAUAGUUUUUCCCACAUUUUUCUACAUAUUGUAAAUUAUUUGAACUAUUUUAAGAUAAAUACAUAUCACAAAUAUAAUUAUUUAUUACUCAUUUGA
Molecule: messenger RNA, 6446 nt
Organism: Ruditapes philippinarum (Manila clam)
Lineage: Eukaryota; Metazoa; Mollusca; Bivalvia; Venerida; Veneridae
Product: cholesterol transporter ABCA5-like
Exons: 32
Coding region: 235-5505 (1756 amino acids)
Biological process (GO): transmembrane transport; lipid transport
Cellular component (GO): membrane; intracellular membrane-bounded organelle
Molecular function (GO): ATP hydrolysis activity; ATP binding; lipid carrier activity
Source: RefSeq, a predicted model, not a curated record